Lolium perenne is the source of this 3057-nucleotide messenger RNA. Lineage: Eukaryota; Viridiplantae; Streptophyta; Magnoliopsida; Poales; Poaceae. The record is from RefSeq and is a predicted model, not a curated record.
UUCACAGCAGAAACCCAUAACUUUCCAUGUGCUGUGGCGCCCUACCCAGGAGCUGAAACAGGUGCAGGUGGCCGUAUAAGAGACACACAUGCCACUGGAAAGGGUUCAUUCAUCGUUGCCUCAACUGCUGGUUAUUGUGUUGGGAAUCUUCAAAUGGAAGAAUCAUUUGCACCCUGGGAGGAUUCAUCCUUUUCAUACCCAUCAAACUUAGCUUCUCCCUUGCAGAUUCUUAUUGAUGCUAGUGACGGUGCUUCUGAUUAUGGGAACAAGUUUGGUGAGCCUUUAAUUCAGGGAUUUACAAGAAACUAUGGUUCGAGGUUACCAAAUGGGGAGCGCCGUGAAUGGCUGAAACCAAUAAUGUUCAGUGGAGCAAUCGGGCAAAUUGACCAUGCACACAUAUCGAAAGGGGAUCCAGAAAUUGGUAUGCUAGUUGUGAAGAUUGGUGGUCCAGCAUACAGAAUUGGUAUGGGUGGUGGUGCUGCCUCAAGUAUGGUUAGUGGACAGAACGAUGCUGAGCUUGAUUUUAAUGCAGUGCAGCGUGGAGAUGCUGAGAUGGCACAAAAACUAUAUCGCGUAAUCAGGGCAUGUGCAGAAAUGGGAGAAAAUAACCCAAUCAUCAGCAUUCAUGAUCAGGGAGCUGGAGGAAAUUGCAACGUUGUGAAAGAAAUAAUCUGUCCUAAGGGUGCUGAAAUCGAUAUCCGCUCAGUUAUAGUUGGUGAUCACACAUUGUCUGUGUUGGAGAUCUGGGGGGCUGAAUACCAGGAACAAGAUGCAUUAUUGGUGAAGCCUGAGAGCAGAUGCCUGUUGCGGUCACUUUGUGAGAGAGAAAGAGUUUCAAUGGCUGUCCUUGGGGAAAUUGAUGGUAGUGGAAAGAUUGUUUUGAUUGACAGUGCUGCUGUGGAGCAUGCGAAGUUGAGUGGCCUUCCUCCUCCAUCGCCUGUAGUUGAUCUUGAGCUUGAAAAAGUUCUAGGAGACAUGCCUCAGAAAACCUUUGAAUUCAAGCGAGUUUCUCGAUUGAGUGAGCCCCUAGACAUUGCACCUGAGGUCAAACUAAUGGAUGUUCUUAAGCGAGUAUUGAAGCUUCCUUCGGUAUGUUCAAAGCGUUUCUUGACCACAAAGGUUGACAGGUGUGUGACGGGUCUUGUUGCACAACAGCAGACAGUUGGCCCUCUCCAACUUCCACUUGCUGAUGUCGCUGUAAUUGCACAGACGUACACAGAUCUGACAGGUGGCGCUUGCGCCAUUGGAGAACAACCACUUAAGGGUUUGCUUAAUCCUGAGGCCAUGGCAAGGCUUGCUGUUGGGGAGGCAUUGACCAAUCUGGUUUGGGCUAAGGUUACAUCUCUUGCUGAUGUCAAGGCAAGUGGCAAUUGGAUGUAUGCUGCAAAGCUUGAUGGAGAGGGAGCUGAUAUGUAUGAUGCUGCUGUUGCAAUGGCUGACUGCAUGAUUGAACUUGGUAUUGCAAUCGAUGGAGGAAAAGACAGUCUUUCUAUGGCAGCUCAAUGUGAUGGCGAGCUUGUCAAGGCUCCUGGAAACCUCGUCAUCAGUGCUUAUGUGACAUGUCCUGAUAUAACCCUGACGGUUACUCCAGAUUUAAAGCUUGGGAAGAAUGGAGUUCUGUUGCACAUUGACCUGGCUAAAGGGAAACGAAGACUUGGUGGUUCUGCUCUUGCACAAGCGUUUGACCAAAUUGGAAAUGACUGCCCAGAUAUAGAAGAUGUCCCUUACUUGAAGAAAGUCUUUGAGGUUGUUCAAGAGUUGCUCAGUGAACGUCUGAUUUCUGCUGGUCAUGACAUUAGUGAUGGUGGGCUUAUUGUUACAAUUCUUGAGAUGGCAUUUGCUGGCAACUGUGGUGUUAAUCUCAAAAUAGAAUUAAAAGAUAAUGACCUUCUUCAAGCACUCUUCGCCGAGGAGCUUGGUCUUGUUAUUGAAGUGAACAGAGCAGACCUUGAUGUCGUAAAUCAAAAGCUUCAAGUGGCAGGGGUUUCUACUAAUGUGAUUGGAGAAGUAACUGCAGCACCAGAAAUAGAGCUGCUUGUUGAUGGUGAAAUGCGCUUGAAGGAAAAAACAUCAGACCUCAGAGAUUUGUGGGAGGAAACAAGUUUCCAGCUUGAGGAGCUACAGCGAUUGAAGUCUUGUGUCAAGCUUGAGAAAGAAGGCUUAAAAAGUCGAACAUCACCUUCAUGGCAUUUGUCUUUCACUCCCAAAUUUACAGACAAGAAACUCUUGACUUCAUCCUCGAAACCAAAGGUCGCCAUCAUUCGUGAAGAAGGAAGCAACAGCUACAGGGAAAUGUCUGCUGCAUUCCGUUCUGCUGGUUUUGAACCGUGGGACGUCACGAUGUCGGAUCUCUUGAAUCAGAAGGCUUCUCUAGCGGACUUCCGUGGGAUCGCAUUUGUUGGUGGUUUUAGCUACGCAGACGUUCUAGACUCAGCAAAAGGUUGGGCUGCGUCCAUCAGGUUCAACCAGCCCCUUAUACAGCAGUUUCAGGACUUCUACAAUAGGCCCGACACGUUCAGCCUUGGAGUGUGCAAUGGGUGUCAGCUCAUGGCUCUUCUUGGUUGGGUGCCAGGACCAGACAUUGGAGGCUCCCUCGGUGCAGGGGGAGACAUGUCCCAACCAAGGUUCACUCACAAUGAGUCUGGCCGUUUCGACUGUCGGUUUAUCAGUGUGACGAUUGGGGACUCUCCUUCCAUAAUGUUGAAAGGUAUGGAAGGCUCUAGUUUGGGCAUCUGGAGUGCUCAUGGUGAAGGGAAAGCUUUCUUCCCAGAUGAAAAUGUCUUAUCUGACGUCGUUAACUCUAAUCUGGCCCCUCUGCGAUACUGUGAUGAUGUUAAUAACGUCACAGAGGUGUAUCCCUUCAACCCCAACGGUUCUCCGCUUGGUAUUGCGGCUCUUUGCUCCCCGAAUGGAAGGCAUCUUGCUCUGAUGCCACACCCCGAGCGUUCCUAUAUGAUGUGGCAGUAUCCAUGGUACCCCAAGGAGUGGCAGAUUGAGAAGGAUGGACCCAGCCCUUGGUUGCGCAUGUUCCAAAAUGCAAGAGAAUGGUGUUCAUAG